AUGUCCAACACUGAUACCAACUCAGGAACCUGGAAAUUCAGGAAACCAAGAGGUUCCCGUGCUUGUGAAGUAUGUCGAUAUAGGAAAGUUAGAUGUAAUGCAGAAACUCAAAUGCCUUGUUCCAACUGUAAGGCUUUUGGUUGUGAAUGUAAAUUCCCAGAGUUAAAGAAACGAAGGAGAUACAGCGGCCCUAUUAAGAACUCCAAUGAUUUCUUGACUAACAGAGUUAAUGAACAAUUGGAACAAGAGAAAAGAUUGAAUAAUUUUUAUCCCCAACAAAUUUCAUAUAAUUACUCCUUACCACAGAACCAAGGACAAUCCGUUCCACCACCAGUGGAAAGCCAAUAUCCAAAUAUGUCAUCCACCAACACAUCGCCUAUAAAUCAGGUCCCACCAACGUUUCCGAUGCAAAUAUCUCAACAUCCAAUGUAUCCUGGUAAUUAUUACUCACCCAUCACUUAUUUGACACCUCCCAUACAAGGUCCUUUAGUAUCGCCUCAUGGACAGAAUCCACCAGGUCAAAAUCCACCAGGUCAAACACCACCUGGACAAACUCCACCGGUGAUUAAAUCCCAACCCCCAAGAACCACUAAAAUCACCAUCCCACCACCAAAUUUCCCAAAACCUCAAAUUGAACAGAAAUCACCUUUGGAACUUUCCCCUUGGGAUAUUGAUAAUGAAUUUUUCAUCCCCAAUAACGCCUGUGCCAAUAUAUCAAUGACUGACCUUACUCCCAACUUCGAUGCAUCGGAUUUCUCCAUACCGAGUAAUGGGUUGAAAAUAGCUAAUAGAAGUGAAUAUUCAAAGAUGAUUUAUCAUAGUGCACCUUCAUAUUAUCAAUAUUUUGCUCCUGAUGUCACAGGUCCGUGGUCAAGCACUGGUGAUCCCACUAAUAAACCAGAAAAUCAAUUGACGGCUCAAGAGAUCCAGGAAGAAAUUGAAAUCUUGAAAAUUAAAGGUGCCUUUAAACUCCCUUCUAAAUUCAUUUGUAGACAAUUGAUUAGUUCAUUUUUUGAACAUUUCCAUCCACAUGCUCCCAUCAUUGAAAAAGAAUCAUUUUUGAGACAUUUUGAUCACCCAGAUAUUAAACAAAGACCUCCUUUGAUCUUAAUACAAGUCAUUCUUCUUUCUGGGUUGAAAUUAUGUAAACAUCCAGCUGUCUUGGAUAGUGAUGGAUCGGUAUCAACUGCAAAUAGAAUCAUGUACAAGAGAGUCAAAGCAUUGAUUGAUACCAGUUUGAUUUUCGAAUACAUAGGAAAUUAUAAUAAUGAUGAUAAAUAUGAUGUUGAUGAUGGUUAUGUUAUGUUCAAUUAUCCAACUACUAUCCUCCAAACACAGUUACUUUUGUCAAUGUAUUGGGAUGGACCUGAGGAUUUCACUAAAGGUCCUUAUUUCUGGUUAAGAUCAGGAGUACUAUUGGCAUUUGCCUAUGGAUUACAUUCUGAUAUGAAGACCAGUAAAAUCACAUCAUGUUUUGAUGCCCAAUUCCAAAAAUACUGUUCUCCCCAUCAACAAGAAGUCUUCGACAAUAUCAAACAUAGACAAUUCUUUAUAUGGAGGAAAAUCUUCUGGUUCAUGUAUUCACGAGAUAUUUUGAAUUCCACAGCCUUUGGAAGACCAUUAUUGGUUGAUCUUAAGCAAUGUAAUGUUGAAAGAAUCACCAUCAAAGAUUAUGAGUUAUACGAAUAUAAUUGGAAGAAAACUAAUACCAAAGAUUAUGUUGAAGGACAAUAUUAUGUUCAUCAAUUGAAAUUGGCUGAAGUCAUGGCUUUAGUUGUACGAGAUCAAUACUUAAUGAUCAAUGAAAAAUAUAAACUGGAAAGUUAUUAUCAUCGAUUAUUCUGUAAGAUCAAACAGAUAAAUCUUUUGAUGGGAUUAUACAUGAAAGAAUUACCCUCGUUUCUUCGAUAUUCUAUCGAUAAUCCUAAUUCCAAGAACAUCUUUGCUUUAGUAUUGGCUGUUAAUUACUAUGGUGCUUUGUAUCAUAUCAAUAGAAUCAGAUUGACAGAUAAAUCCAAUACUCAAUUCUGGGGGAUUUCAUACCAAAGUAUUUAUAUGAUUUCACAUAUUGGUGAAGUUGCAUCGUCAUUGAAACUGAAAAAUCCUUCAAUACUUAUUCCUGGAACAAUGGUUUAUAACAUUUCAUUGGCCAUUGUAUUCUUAGAGUUUCAUAUUGAAUCCAAUGUACUGGUGGUCAAAGAAACUUCGGAAAAACAAUUGAAAUCAUGUUUGAAAACUCUUGAUUUGGUUCAAAAUGAUUGGAAAGGUAUUGUACCACUCAUAAGAGCAUUUGUAGAGAAUAAGAAAGUUGAUCCAAAAGUAGGGGAGAUUGCUAAGAAUCUCUUGAUCAAGGAAAAUUCCAGAAUUCAGGAAGUUUGGACAACUAUGAAUUAUAUAAGACCAUUGGAAAUCAAUGCUUUAUUGAAUUCAAAGAGCAAUAGUGAUAGAAUAUUCAAAAUUACCAGGAAGGAAUAUGAAGAUCCGGAUUUACCUUUUUCCACCAUCAUAACUUAUGACUUACCUUCAUUUGAUGAUGAUUUCUUCCAUAAUUUUGAUUCCAGUCAAUUGUUUUCACCGCUUUUGGAGAAUAACAAUGGCAUUAAAGCAAACGUAUCAGGAGCGUCCUCAAUAUCAGAUUCUGAAAAGGCUACACCGGAUAAUUUAUCUACUACAUCGGUCAAUGAUAAGAAAGAAUAUGUUUAUGAUGAUUCUCCAUAUAAUGUCACCCCACUCAUUCAACCACCAAUAGAGACUAUUCAAUCCAUAGACAAUCAAUUGAAUCAAGCUGAAGCUGAAAAUACUUAUAUCUAUCGACACGUACUUCCAUUAGAUUAUAAUAUGGAAGGGAUAGAUAUUUUUGUUGAUGAUGAUUACAACUCCAAUUUCUUUGGCGGAGGAUUACAAGCCAGGGAGAUUGUUGACGAACACAUAUUCCUUAAUCUUAGUGCUGGAUUAAAUUGGAAGUAG
Yamadazyma jaroonii is the source of this 2967-nucleotide messenger RNA. NCBI's taxonomy places the organism in Eukaryota, Fungi, Ascomycota, Pichiomycetes, Serinales, Debaryomycetaceae. The record is from the annotation of a GenBank genome assembly.